AUGCCAGACCAUCCAUCAUGGCGCCUCCUUCCGGCCGCCGCCCAUGGUAUCCCGAGCCUCCUUGUCUCCACAGUCUUCACAGCCGAGUCGUACAAUAUACACCUCACCGAUCUCGCCAACGUCUGGGUUGAGUGCAUGGAUAGAAAGCCCAUCGUCAAGAGAGGACUUGUGGAGGACACGAGCAUCGAUCCUACUGACGGGCCUGACCAAAUCCGAAAGAUGCUAGAGCUCCUCCGGGCCGCCUUUGACGUGAGCGACCCCGAUCAUGCAAGCACAUCCUUGAGCUUGAGCCUGGCAAAGGACGGCGACGAUAGUUCCCUUGUCAUCCACAUCACCUGCAUUCUACCAAAGCCUCUAAAGCCGUUUCGAUGGCCAAUGCACCUGAAAAAAUGUCCUCAGUCGACUCUGGCCACAGAGCUAAUGCUGCCCCUGGUAGAAGUGCACCUAACUCGGAUGCGACAGAUAGAAGACCUUGUUUCUGUCCUUCGGGAGAAAGAUAGCAUCAUCACUAGGCUGAUCGACAAGCUCGAGGCAACCGGGACAGGACUUGAACAUGUCUUCAACUCGCUCUCGGGCAAGCGCAAGGUCACCAGAGCAGCAGCCGAAGGGAAGAUCAAGGGCCUUGCCCCAUUUGUUGAAGCCGAUCUUAGGAACGGACCUGCGAUACAGAGUGCGCUGGCUGGGCUAUCCGAUGUGACUACGCUCCUCAAAAGCGUCUUUGGUGCCGCAGGCUUGGAGUACAGGCAAGACAUGGAACUGGAAGCCUCGCCCAUGCUUGACGACUGGUGGACGAAACUGGGAAAAGGCCAACAGCUUGUUCUCGCUGAGCGCUCGAAGGAGGAGGAUCGUGAAACGCCGCCGUCAUUGCAGCCAACUAAGACCAAUGAUAACCGCGAAGGGGACGAUUUCCAGGUCCAGGCCACCCCGCCUGGCUUGGCCGCUCGGAAACGCCCUGCCAACACACGACCCGAGCCGCUUGCCGGCGACGAGACGUCAGACGGUGACGAGACAUCAGAAGGCGAUGGAACUGUCGAGAUCCCGAAAAGCCUGCCUUCACACAAUGAUAGAAUGGCUGGCAAAAAGGCCCCAAGCGCUGAGCCAGUCACACAUAUGGACGGUACAAGUGACGAUGACAGGGGCAGAAAGAAGAGCGCUGCGGCUCCACGAAAUAAGCCCGAGACACUCCGCGAAACCUCGCAAGAGCGAGCGGACCGGAAGCGAGCGGAACUGCAAAAAGAUUUGGAAAAGAGGGCGGCGGCUGGCCCUGCAAAGAAGAAGCGAAAGUUCUAG
Lasiosphaeria miniovina is the source of this 1290-nucleotide messenger RNA. Its product is annotated as XRCC4-like factor-domain-containing protein. Bases 1 to 1290 code for a protein of 429 amino acids. Gene Ontology annotation, biological process: double-strand break repair via nonhomologous end joining. The transcript has 2 exons. NCBI's taxonomy places the organism in Eukaryota, Fungi, Ascomycota, Sordariomycetes, Sordariales, Lasiosphaeriaceae. The record is from RefSeq and is a predicted model, not a curated record. Gene Ontology annotation, molecular function: DNA end binding. Gene Ontology annotation, cellular component: DNA ligase IV complex; nucleus.